This is a messenger RNA of Talaromyces rugulosus, 1101 nucleotides long. RefSeq lists its product as uncharacterized. The record is from RefSeq and is a predicted model, not a curated record. Bases 1 to 1101 code for a protein of 366 amino acids. The transcript is spliced from 9 exons. Gene Ontology annotation, cellular component: nucleus; cytoplasm. Gene Ontology annotation, molecular function: ATP binding; MAP kinase activity. NCBI's taxonomy places the organism in Eukaryota, Fungi, Ascomycota, Eurotiomycetes, Eurotiales, Trichocomaceae. Gene Ontology annotation, biological process: protein phosphorylation; osmosensory signaling pathway; cellular response to oxidative stress.
AUGGCGGAAUUCGUGCGUGCCCAGAUCUUUGGCACGACCUUUGAGAUCACCAGCCGAUAUACGGAUCUCCAGCCGGUGGGAAUGGGCGCUUUUGGUCUUGUCUGCUCCGCGAGAGACCAAUUGACCGGCCAGCCCGUCGCUGUGAAGAAGAUUAUGAAACCCUUCAGUACCCCGGUUCUAUCGAAACGUACAUACCGCGAACUCAAACUCCUCAAGCAUUUGAGGCAUGAAAAUGUCAUCAGCUUGAGCGACAUUUUCAUUUCCCCGCUCGAGGACAUUUACUUUGUCACCGAACUACUAGGCACUGACUUGCACCGACUUCUCACCUCGCGCCCUCUCGAAAAGCAAUUCAUCCAGUACUUUCUCUAUCAAAUUUUGCGAGGACUGAAAUACGUCCAUUCCGCCGGUGUCGUCCACCGUGAUCUUAAACCCAGCAACAUCCUUAUUAACGAGAAUUGCGAUCUCAAAAUAUGCGACUUUGGUCUAGCCCGUGUCCAGGACCCACAGAUGACUGGCUAUGUGUCGACGAGAUAUUACCGCGCCCCCGAAAUUAUGCUCACAUGGCAAAAGUACGAUGUCGAGGUCGAUAUUUGGAGUGCCGGAUGUAUAUUUGCCGAAAUGCUGGACGGGAAGCCCUUGUUCCCUGGAAAGGACCAUGUCAACCAGUUCUCUAUUAUUACUGAGCUUCUGGGGACUCCUCCAGAUGACGUGAUUGAAACCAUUUGCAGCGAAAACACACUUCGAUUUGUCCAAUCGCUACCAAAACGUGAACGGCAGCCAUUGGCUAGCAAGUUCAAGAAUGCUGAGCCUGCGGCUAUUGACUUGCUCGAAAACAUGCUUGUUUUUGACCCGAGGAAGCGUAUCAGGGCCGGAGAUGCCCUUGCCCACGAAUAUCUAGCACCCUACCACGACCCCACAGACGAGCCCGUUGCCGACGAAAAGUUUGACUGGUCGUUCAAUGAUGCCGAUUUGCCGGUGGAUACGUGGAAAAUCAUGAUGUACUCGGAAAUAUUGGACUACCACAACAUCGACCAGGGUUCUGAAAUUGCCCAGUUUACGCUGCAACAAGCCUCAGGGGGCGUGGUUCCACAACAAGUUUGA